This is a messenger RNA of Prunus armeniaca (apricot), 669 nucleotides long. The record is from the annotation of a GenBank genome assembly. Lineage: Eukaryota; Viridiplantae; Streptophyta; Magnoliopsida; Rosales; Rosaceae.
AUGUUGGAAAAUCUUACCAUGUUACAGUUGGACAGAUGUAAGCAGUUCUGUAAGCUUCCAGCUUCAAUAGGACAGUUAAAGUCCUUGCACAGAUUGCUGAUGGUGGAAACUGCAGUGACAGAACUACCCGAAAGCUUCGGAAUGCGUUCUUGUUUAAUGGUUUUAAAUAUGGGAAAGAAGCAUCAAAAGAGGGAAGACACAGAAGAGAUUAAUUUUAUAGUCCCAGCUUCUUUCUCAAAUCUAUCCUUGCUAUAUGAACUGCAUGCUCGUGCUUGUAAUAUAUCUGGUAAAAUUGCAGAUGAUUUUGAGAAGUUGUCAUCACUCGAAAUCUUGAAUCUAGGCCGUAAUAACUUUUCCAGCCUUCCAGCCAGCCUGAGGGGCCUGUCUCUUCUCAAAAAGCUUCUAUUACCUCACUGUAUAAAGCUCAAGGCUCUGCCUCCGCUUCCCUCGAGUUUAGAAGAGGCGGAUGCUGCAAACUGCACCUCAUUAGAAAGUAUUUCUGAUAUUUCAAACCUGGAAAACUUGGCGAUGCUGAACCUUAUAAGUUGUGAGAAAGUUGUGGACAUUCCAGGACUUGAAUGCUUGAAGUCCUUGGUAAGGUUGUAUGCAAGUGGUUGCACAGCUUGCUCAUCAACUAUUAAGAACAGGCUUGCUAAGGUGCUCUCCUAA